Messenger RNA from Sphaeramia orbicularis (orbiculate cardinalfish), 5641 nucleotides. RefSeq names its product thrombospondin 1b (gene thbs1b). Gene Ontology annotation, biological process: cell adhesion; negative regulation of angiogenesis. Gene Ontology annotation, cellular component: extracellular region. The transcript is spliced from 23 exons. The coding region runs from base 244 to 3753 and encodes 1169 amino acids. The record is from RefSeq and is a predicted model, not a curated record. Gene Ontology annotation, molecular function: protein binding; calcium ion binding. NCBI's taxonomy places the organism in Eukaryota, Metazoa, Chordata, Actinopteri, Kurtiformes, Apogonidae.
UUAAAAGAGAGGUUUUUAGCGGAGGUUCAACCAGAAAAGGACGAGAUUUCAGUCGAGAGAGAAACGUGCGUGAUAUAUAAUUUUUUUUUUUUUUAAGUCUGGGGCUUCUCACUUUGGAACUUUGAAUUUAUUCUUAAGGAUUAUUAUUGGGAUUUCUACACUUUUUUCUGGAUUUAAUUGCCUUUUUUUUUUUUUUUUUUUUUGGUAUCUGCUGUUUUCGUUGCGCAGACAGCAGGUCUCACCAUGAAGUUGACGGGGAUAUUUUUGCUGUUGAUGCUUUGGAGCUGUGACAGUGCCAGAGUCGCAGAGAGCCGAGACGACAAUAGCGUGUAUGACUUGUUUGAGCUGGUCCAAGUCCCCAAGAAGAACCAUGGGGUCACCCUGGUGAAAGGAGACGACCCGUACAGCCCCGCCUACAAGAUCCUAAAUCCAGACCUGAUCCCCCCGGUCCCCGAGAACUCCUUUAGGGACUUGAUCGACUCCAUCCACGCCGAGAGGGGAUUCCUGCUCCUGCUCAAUUUCAAGCAGUUCAAGCGCACCAGGGGCAGCCUCCUGACCGUGGAGAAGAAGGACGGCUCCGGGCCCGUGUUCGAGAUCGUCUCCAACGGCAAGGCGAACACUUUGGACAUACUUUUCUCCACGGAAAACAAGCAGCAGGUGGUUUCGAUCGAAGACGUGGAUCUGGCGACGGGCCACUGGAAGAACAUCACGCUGUUCGUGCAGGAGGACCGUGCGCAGCUGUACGCGGGAUGCGAGGACGUGAACACCGCCGAGCUGGAUGCGCCCAUCCAGAGCAUCCUGACGCAUGAGACCCCGGCCGGUGCGCGGCUCAGGAUUGGCAAAGGAGCGGUGAAGGACAGGUUCAUGGGGGUUCUCCAAAACGUGCGGUUUGUGUUUGGAACAACACUGGAUGCCAUCCUCCGCAACAAAGGAUGCCAGAACACUAUGACCACUGACACAAUGAUCCUGGAAAAUAUCAACGGCUCCUCAGCCAUCAGAACAGAGUACACUGGACAUAAGACCAAAGACCUGCAGAUGGUGUGUGGCUUCUCCUGCGAGGACCUGGUCAGCAUGUUUAAGGAGCUGAAGGGCCUCGGCGUCGUGGUGAAGGAGCUGUCCAAUGAACUCCGCCAGCUGACGGAUGAGAACAAGCUGAUUAAGAACCGCAUUGGCAUUCACAGCGGUGUCUGCAUCCAUAAUGGCAUUGUGCGCAAAAACAGAGACGAGUGGACUGUUGAUGACUGCACUGAGUGCACUUGUCAGAACUCUGCUACUGUGUGCCGCAAGAUCUCUUGCCCCCUGAUCCCCUGUGCUAAUGCUACUGUUCCUGAUGGAGAGUGCUGCCCUCGCUGCGGAACACCGAGUGACUAUGCAGAGGACGGCUGGUCGCAGUGGUCUGAAUGGACUCAUUGUUCCGUGUCGUGUGGGCGGGGCAUUCAGCAGCGUGGUCGCUCCUGUGACCGUAUCAAUAACAACUGCGAGGGCACCUCUGUGCAGACUCGCGACUGCUACCUCCAGGAGUGCGACAAGCGCUUCAAACAGGACGGCAGCUGGAGCCACUGGUCACCUUGGUCAUCCUGCUCUGUCACCUGUGGUGCUGGUGUCAUCACUCGUAUCCGUUUGUGCAACUCCCCCACCCCCCAGCUCGGAGGCAAGGAGUGUGAAGGUGAAGGUCGUCAAACAGAGAAGUGCCAGAAGUCUCCAUGCCCCAUCAAUGGAAACUGGGGACCCUGGUCGCCAUGGGACACCUGCAGUCUCACCUGCGGAGGAGGUCAACAGACUCGCAAACGCCUGUGCAACGACCCUGUACCUAAAUAUGGCGGCAAAGAUUGUGUUGGUGAUGCCAAGGACACCCAGACGUGCAACAAGAAAGCCUGUCCCAUUGAUGGAUGUCUGUCCAACCCCUGCUUUGCCGGAGCCAAAUGUACGAGCUUCCCUGACGGCUCCUGGAAGUGUGGAAAGUGCCCCGCUGGCUACACAGGAAAUGGAAUCAAGUGCAAAGACAUCGAUGAGUGUAAGGAGGUCCCAGAUGCUUGCUUUGAGUUUAAUGGCGUGCACCGCUGUGAGAACACCGAACCUGGCUACAACUGUCUGCCCUGCCCUCCCCGAUACUCCGGACUCCAGCCAUUUGGCAAAGGUGUGGAGCAGGCUGCUGCUAAUAAACAGGUAUGCACGCCACGUAACCCCUGCCUCGACGGGAGCCACGACUGCAACAAAAAUGCCCGCUGUAACUACCUCGGACACUUCGCCGAUCCCAUGUAUCGCUGUGAGUGCAAGCCCGGAUAUGCAGGAAACGGCCAUAUCUGCGGAGAGGACACAGAUCUGGAUGGAUGGCCCAAUGCUGAUUUGGUGUGUGUGGAGAAUGCAACCUACCACUGCAAGAAGGACAACUGCCCAAACCUCCCCAACUCUGGGCAGGAAGAUUACGAUAAAGACGGCAUUGGAGAUGCUUGUGACAAUGAUGAUGACAACGACGGCAUUCCAGAUGACAGGGACAACUGUCCAUUCGUCUACAACCCGAGGCAGUACGAUUACGACCGUGAUGAUGUGGGGGAUCGCUGUGAUAACUGUCCCUACAACAGCAACCCAGACCAGACAGACACCGACAACAACGGAGAGGGAGAUGCUUGCGCUGUGGACAUCGAUGGGGAUGGAAUACUGAAUGAGAAGGAUAACUGUCCCUAUGUGUACAAUGUCGACCAGAGAGAUACAGAUUUGGAUGGAGUGGGAGACAUGUGUGACAACUGCCCCCUGGAACAUAAUCCUGAUCAGGUGGAUUCAGAUGAUGAUCGAGUGGGAGACAAGUGUGACAGCAACCAGGACAUUGAUGAAGACGGACACCAGAACAAUCUUGACAACUGCCCGUACAUCCCUAACGCCAACCAGGCUGACCAUGACAAGGACGGCAAAGGAGACGCAUGUGACCACGAUGAUGACAAUGACGGCAUUCCCGAUGAUAAAGACAACUGCAGACUGGCCUUUAACCCUGACCAGCUGGACACUGAUGGUGAUGGCCGUGGAGAUGCUUGCAAAGAUGACUUCGACCAAGACAACGUGCCUGACAUCUACGACGUGUGUCCAGAGAACUUUGACAUUAGCGAGACAGAUUUCCGCAAGUUCCAGAUGGUUCCUCUGGACCCCAAAGGCACCUCUCAGAUUGAUCCUAACUGGGUCGUCCGCCAUCAGGGCAAAGAGUUGGUUCAGACGGUGAACUGCGACCCUGGCAUUGCUGUUGGUUAUCAUGAGUUUAAUUCCGUGGACUUCAGUGGGACGUUCUUCAUCAACACAGAGAGGGACGAUGACUACGCCGGCUUUGUGUUCGGCUAUCAGUCCAGUUCCAGGUUUUAUGUAGUGAUGUGGAAGCAGAUCACACAGACCUACUGGUCAAACAAACCCACCAAAGCCCAGGGCUACUCCGGCCUGUCCAUCAAAGUGGUCAACUCCACCACCGGACCAGGAGAACACCUGAGGAACGCCCUCUGGCACACAGGGAACACCCCAGGACAGGUCCGCACUCUCUGGCACGACCCUAAGAAUGUUGGCUGGAAAGAUUUCACCGCCUACAGAUGGCACCUGAUCCACAGACCAAGAACAGGACAUAUUAGAGUUGUAAUGUAUGAAGGCAAGAAAAUCAUGGCAGACUCUGGUAGCAUCUAUGAUAAGACGUACGCAGGUGGAAGGCUAGGACUUUUCGUGUUCUCGCAAGAGAUGGUAUACUUCUCAGACCUCAAGUAUGAAUGCAGAGAUGCAUAGAAGCACGGCGCAGGAAGCUCUGAGGAAUGCACCUUUUUGUAUAAAGUAUGAACUUUUUGUAUUCUGAUGCAAAGUCCAGGGACCGAUUUAUCUCCGCGACUCUUUCUUCUGCGGCACGCACACUCGGACGAGGCGAAGGGCAUGUGGUCAGCCUCAGGGUAACUUGAAGCUGGUUCGGGCAGAGCACCAACCGGCUGACUGCCAGUUGAGGAUCAGAGAGCCCCUUCUCCUCCACCCUUAGCAUCCACGAGAGCAAGGAGAGCUGGGUAAAAAGAAAAACAUGCCCUCUGGCUUUGCCAACAGGACACCGACACCUUUCUGUCCCAGCUCUCCCUGCUUUCUCGCUCUCUGAAAGACCUCAUUCAUCUCUGUGCGGGAACGGUUCCCCAUAGACAACUAUGCACUUCCAAACCUUUGCAUCUCUCUCUGUUUUUCUAUCUCACCUCUUCAGCCUUAGUACCACACUUUCUGGGUGGACAUCCCAAAGAAAAGAAAUGACAUAUCCCCUUUGCUUUACUAGAUCUGACAGGAUGUUUAUUCUGAAUGAAACAGUUGAGGACUCAAAGGAUGAAGACAGCAACUGCUUUUUUUUUUUUUUUUAGGAAAUUUUUGGACUUGUGAUUUUACAAACUGUUGGCAGAGGAAUGAGAUCAAUGUAAGAGUAACACAUUGUUGAUGUUUGUUUAUGCAUGUGUGAUGGCAGUUGUCCAUGGAUGGAAAAAGAAAGUGGUUUAACCAAUUUAUGUAAGAAACCAUGUAGAGAAGAACUACAAUUUAGGUUUGAAUAUACAAAUUAUGUUUAAUGUCUGGUUAUAUAAUCUGCUCUCAUGUUGAGAUGGAAGGAAUAAUCUUCCCUUAUUAAACCAGUAGAAGAAAACCUAUUUUCUAUAAUUUAACAAAGAAAAAUGUCUAGCUGUCUCAAAGCCAGCUUUCUAUCCAAAAUACUCACAUCAAAACCUUAAAAAGACCUAUUUCCCUCAAGUUGUGAGGAUUUAAAAUUGAAAUAAUGUAUAUACAUGUAAUUUAUUGACUCGUGCCUACAAUGUAGGCAGUUAAAGAAAUCUAAAUACUCACCAGUACUACAGUCAAAACUAACCCAAAAUCAGGUAUUAGAAGCAGGAUGCAUGCUUGUGUUAGUGUCUCCCGUCUCCUGCUGUCUAAAGUGAAUUAGAUGUUUUUCCGACAGGGCUACUUAGCAUGAAGUGUAUGUGAGUUGUGUGCCUUUUCUUCAGAGAGAGAUGAAAAACAAAGGAACUCUGAUGUACAAAUAUUACCUCAUUGCUGUUGUAUAAUUUGAUCAAACAAAAACCAACCUAAGUACUUUUUUUUUUCAUUUUACUUUGAAAUGAUGGUCAUUUUAGUGCUACUGUAGCAUGAGCUGUACAUAGUAUGAUAUUUCAUUUCUAGAAACACAACAGAACUCCCAGUCCCUUCAUCCACACCGGUGAAAAUGUCAGUAAGAGACAUCUUUUCUAAGAAUAAUUUUUGCUUUAUCAUGUAUGUCCAGUGCUGUUUUAGCAGAUAAAUUAUUGUUCUGUUUGUCUUAGCUGUUUGGGAGUGACUGAUUUUUGUGUGUGUGUAUAUGUGUGUGUUCGUGUGUGAGUGUAGAUAAAUGCUAUUUAAAUAAUUUAUCAGGAUUUGUUGCCCGACAAAAGGGCCGCGUGUCCAUCUGUAUAAACGGUUUGCACACUGACAUGAGGAUGUUCUGCUCUUUAUCGUUUUUACCUUUUUUUUUGUUAUUGUGUAUCAAUGUUACCAUUAUUUUUGUACAAUUAGUUUUGCUUGUCUGUUCUUUUUCUUAGUUGUACAAAGCGAAAGUGCUGUUUUUAUUCAUAGUGAUUAUUUUGUUACUUACUUCAAGACAAUAAAUAGUUGUUAAAAUUCUCAA